AUGUCCAAUGGCUUCAUCAAGUUCGACCCGACGUUGGUCGACGAGGACAGGGGCCAGGAUCUCUUGAUCCUGUGCACCGUCUUCUCCAUCCUCAUUGUCCUGUCGACCGGGUCGCGAGUCGUCAUGAAGCUCGUCACAAAAGUCGGGCUCGGGACUGCAGACUACUUUAUCAUCAUCGCGUUGGCAUUCAACUUGACGGCCAAUAUCCUCGAGAUCCAGGCCGUGCAGCACGGUUUCGGACGCCAUUUGCAAUUCAUCGACCGGCCGCACGUGCUGACGCUCAAGAGACUCAGCCAGUACAACAUCCUCUUUGCCAACAUCUCGCUGUGGGCCGUCAAGAUUUCCAUUUGCUUCUUUAUUCUGGCCAUUGUGCAAAACGUCCACCGGCGCACCAAAUGGGUCAUCUACGGCCUCAUUGCCAUUACCACGACGGCGAGCACCUGCCAGGGCAUCCUCUGGGGUCUGCAGGCCAAGCCGCUGCGCAAGCUCUGGGAGCCCGACAUUCCCGGCGAGGUGGCGAGCAUCAGCACGCUGGUGCACUCCAUCAUUGCCUUUACCGCCAUCAACAGCCUCACGGACCUGUUCUACGCCGUCGCGCCCGUCUACUUCUUCGGCCGGCUGCAGAUGAGUCUAGCCAGAAGACUGGUCGUCAUCGGCCUGACAGGAUCAGGACUGUUUGUCUUUGCCUCGUCCAUUAUCCGCGUCGCCUUCGAUGGCGACUUUUACAACCCCGACUUUACAUGGGCCCUCUACCGCGUGUACCUAUGCACCGUCAUUGAGCGCAACAUGGCCGAGGUCAUUGCCGACCUGCCUGCCUCCUUUACCCUGCUGCGCGGCGUGCAAAAGAAGACGCAGACGCUCCUGUCGCGCGGCACCCGUAACUCGACCAAGGUGUCCAACAUGAGCGGCCACUCGGCCGGCGACAAGAGCUUUCAUGCCCGGGCGUCGUCCAAGCGCGGUGCCCAGUAUAGCAACUUGUAG
Molecule: messenger RNA, 981 nt
Organism: Hirsutella rhossiliensis
Lineage: Eukaryota; Fungi; Ascomycota; Sordariomycetes; Hypocreales; Ophiocordycipitaceae
Product: O-methyltransferase
Exons: 3
Coding region: 1-981 (326 amino acids)
Source: RefSeq, a predicted model, not a curated record